Molecule: messenger RNA, 1276 nt
Organism: Schistosoma rodhaini
Lineage: Eukaryota; Metazoa; Platyhelminthes; Trematoda; Strigeidida; Schistosomatidae
Source: the annotation of a GenBank genome assembly
UAUUAUUUGUUGCUGUUGUUGUUAUUGUUUAGUUCUCUGUAUAAAUACAUGAUCAACCUGUAAAUAUACCUAUACCAUCAAUUUGAAUUCUAUCUAUCUUAGUUUAUUUCCUAAAAGAAUCUAAUGUAUGAUGAUUGAAUUAGAAAGACGAAAACCUUUCACUGAUUUACAAAUUAAAAAUCGUUUAUCAAAAUUGCCGGUUUUUGAACAGUUUGAUUUCCUUCGUGGGUCUGAUAUUCUACUAGAAAAAGAAUCUGAAAUCACACUUUAUUUAUAUCGUAAGCUAAGAGGGGAUUUGGAUAGCCUUCUGGUAAAUAUUAAAAACGAAUUAUCUGCUGAUGUGGAAACUGAAGUUGUUGAGGAAAAACCGUUACCCUUCGACACCACAACGAAAAUUGGUAAAAAGUUAGCAGAUAUUGCUCAAGUGUUCAUUGGAAAUUUGAAACGAUCGAAAGAGACCAGUCCUGCUAUUGAAGAUCGUGUUAAAUCAACGACAGAAAAAAAAGAAUUAGGAAAGUCGACAAGAGAAGUAAAGCCUAUUCGAGACCAGAGGGCUACCAGAAUUAAAAAGUCUGGUAAAUUCGCAAAUUUAGUUAUCUCACUAAAAGAUACAAAACAACCUCCUGUUAUUCAAUCAAAACAAAUUCUUGAAUUGCCAGAACAUGAACAAGAUAGAAAAGCAAGAUCAUAUUUAAGAGAAAAAUUAUUUGAUGAUUUAGGUGAAGCAUCUAGAAGAGAACAAGAAAUUCUUUUAGAAAAAAUGAAAUUACAAGCAAUGAGAUUCACAUCGGAAUCAGCUAGGCAACAAGAUAAAAUUGAUGAAAAGAUAACUGAAGCUAAAGGUCGUAAAAAAAUAAAAAAAGAAGAAUCUACCGAUGUGGUUGUUAGUCAACUAUUAGAUAAAAGUCAUCAAUUAAAUGAAAUGUAUCAAAAAGAUCGUCAAGAACAUGAAACAGCUUUAGCUGAACGUUUACAACAAAAACAAUUAAAGUCAGAUGAGAAACAAUCAAGUAACAUUGAUAAUGAUAAAAUAGAAGAAAAUCAAUCAAAACCAUCAGAUAGUAAACGUUCCAAAUUGAAACAACGUCCUUUACCACGUCUUUAAACGUCGACCAAUCGUGAGGAAGGUAGCAAUAAAGAAAAAUUGAAGAUCAUUCAACCAGAGAAUAACAAUGACCAGUGGUCUUGAAAUAAAAGACAAUGUUCAGUUAUAACUUGAUCUUUGAAUUAACCAUAUAUUUUACAUAUUUAUUGAAUAUCAUCGUUUUAUUCUUAU